CCCCGCCGCCCCAGCCCGCGCCCGCCCGGCCGGGGGAUCGCCCGCCGGUCCCGCUCAACAAGUUCCCCCCCGCCGUCGCCGCCCGGGGACCCGGCCGAAAGGACAUCCCCCCCACACACCACCACCGCCGCCACCUCCCUCCGCUUCCCCCCGGCCGCCUCCGCCGGGCGCCGCAGCCGAUGAGGGCAGCGGGGGAGCGAGCGGCGGCGGCGGCUGCCUCUAGCGAGCGCUCGGGCGGCCGCAGCUGAGCGCCCGGCCGAGGAGAGCGGCGGGGAGAGCGGCUCCGGCCGGCGGGGAGAGCGGCUCCGGCGGGCAGCGGGGCGGAGAGCGGCUCCGGCCGGCGGGGGAGAGCGGCAGAUGCGCGACCGGCGGGGACCUUCCGACGGCCAGCUCGCCCCGGCGGAGGGAAGGAGGGAGAUGCAGCCCACCGGGAGCGCACAGACCGCCGCUUCUCUGUAAGGAAGCAUAAGGCAUCAUGGUGAGUAAGGAGCCCAGCAAAUGCUUACUCACCACCUCGGAAAGCGAAGUUGAGCCAGCGGCUUCUCUCGCUUUGGAGAUGAAAUACGCCCUGGAUCCCAACCGGCAGAUUAAGAAACGGAACAAAGCCCUCCAGGUGAGAUUUAAAGAUAUCUGCGAGGCCCAGAACGAGCAGAGGGACAAACAGCUCUCCACCACGCAGGAUCCCGACAAGAGAGACGCCAAGCCCAUCUCCUACAAGACGGCAUAUCGCAAGUACAUGACCGUGCCCGCCCGCAGGUCGAUACCCAACGUCACCAAGAGCACAGGAGUUCAGACUUCACCCGAUCUUAAAAAGUGUUACCAGACCUUUCCUCUGGACCGGAAAAAAGGGAAUAUUCUUAAAAGCGCCUCGACCGUCGACACCUUCAAGAGUGAGAACAACGGGUUCCUAAUAGACGUGAAGGACAAAGAGGGCAGAAGCUCAGGGGAGGCCGUUCAGUGGAGCAAAAAGGCCGGCAGCCUGCAGACAGCCGAGUUCAUUUCCCACAUCCACGAGCGCGGCAACGCGGGGUCUGGGGACGACGGGGCCGAGGCCUGGACAAGCAGCGAUUUGCACAGUUCUCCCAAAGAGACACCUCUUCCUCCUCUCCCAAACUCGGCCGACCCGGCUUCGGAGGAGCCCGCCGUUGCCCGGCCGCCUGGCCGAGGGAGACAGGCCUCGGGGCGGCCGGGGGGCGAGGAGGCCGCCCAGCCCCUCCACGGGAGGGUCUUCAAGACUGAAGUGGCCACCGUUUAUUUACCAGCCUCGCAGUCCGACCUGUCAAACCUCGCGGCCGAGACCGACUGGUCGCCGUGCCCGACGGGCGAGGAGGACAAAAAGAGGACGGUGCACCUGAACGGUGUUCAGCCCCCGGCGGGAGAUGCUCGAGCCUGCUCGUCCCGGACGCAGUGCCAAGCCACUGAAUGUAACGAACAGACCCUUCAGAUAAAGGUUUCGCCCAUGGAGGAGAACCAGCCUUGCCAGACGGCCGUCGCGGUGAGCGAGGAAUGCCAACAAAUCGUGCCUCACACGGAAGUUGUGGACUUGAAAGCCCAGCUUCAGAUGAUGGAAAGUUUGAUCAGCUCUAGUCAGGAAACCAUAAAAGUGUUGUUGGGUGUUAUACAGGAGCUAGAGAAAGGAGAAGCUCACAGAGAAGGGCUUUCGUAUCGGACUGGUCAAGACACGGCUAAUUGCGACACGUGCAGGAACAGUGCAUGUAUUAUCUAUAGCGUGGAAUUGGAUUUUAAACAGCAAGAAGAUAAACUACAGCCAGUUUUGAGAAAACUUCAUCCUAUCGAGGAAACUCAGGUUGCACCUUUGCCUUAUUCUCAGGAGAGCUACUCCUCCACUCCCAAGCAAAAAUCCAAAACUGAAUCAAAAAAGCAUGGAAGAUGGAAACUCUGGUUCCUUUAACCCAAGUCCAUUCCGUGGGGAGUUCAAGGCCUUCUUUGAAAAACAAAUAUUUGGAGUUGCAUCACUCAUCUAUAACGGGAUCUUGGUAGACUGACGAGUGUUACCGGCAGCGUUCAGUUCUCACCGUAUGUACCAAAAAGGCCUUUGUACCUAGAAACUCAUGUCCCGAAGCAAGGCGUUAGGUAACACCUUGCCAACUUUUCUUUGCAGUUCACCAAUGUGGGAUGUAAAACCUGAAUUGAAAUUUGUACAAAGAUGGAAAGUAAAACUAUUUCCCUCCCCCCCUUUAGAUCUGAAAGCGUCACAUUCUAACCUGUUAAAUUGUAGGCUGUCAUCCUGUACACAGCUAAAUAUCACUAUUGUUUUAAAGCCUUUUGGGGGUUUGGUUUAUUGUCUCUAAACAACGAGGGGAAAAACAAAAAGCAAGCAAGCCUUAUGUUUGCAAUGGUCUUCAGUUUUACAAAUCCACGUUGAUCGGGGAGUGCAGUUUUCAGCACACAGAUCCUGGACAAAGCACAAUUUUUCAUGUGGUCCAAGACCGAGAAUAAUCUCUAAGAUGUGACUAUAUGUAUAUUUGCCUUCAUGCAAUGUAGACUUCAGCCGAGCUCUCACAUUUCGACGGCGCACCAUCACUUCUAAUGUAGCUAUGUCCUCAUCACCAGACGAACAAGUCCGCUGCCCACCUCCAAGGGGUGAGUGGCGAGAAACCCCCAAAAAGUCAGGACAAGCCUUUAACCCCACCAAGCCGACAGUGUCAAGGCUACGGGACAAUCAUCUGUCCUAGAUCUUAAUCUUUUGGUACCCAAAAGGUCUAAAUGACACAUUCUGGCCCAGAAAAAAAAAAAAAACCCAACCCCACAAACAGACCAAUCAAAAGCUCUACAGAUUCCUGGCAUUUGCCAGAAUUUAAUAUCUUUUUGUAACGCAGCCUUUGGAAAACCUCUACACUAUUGCAGAAGGCACCAGAAAAUUUAUAGUGCGCAUUAUGCUUUGAAACCUCUUUGGAAGGAGCAGUAAUUUUAAACGUUAUUUAUUUACUAAGCUUCUCAGAUGGGUUUCCCAACACAUUAUAAUUUAUAUCUCAAUCUAUUAAUUGUACUUGCUAACCAACACACUUAGGGAAGAGAUGUGAAUCUAUUCCUCCCCCCUUUUUUUCUAACAUGACACUUAAAAUUUUGCUCUGAAUUAUAAACUGCAGCUUUUUCCUUUAAGUUCUUGCUGCUGUCAUUAAACUUGCAUCUAGAGUGACCGCUUGUGGAAAGGUUUCUCACGCUAGAAGUGGCCAGGGAGUGGGAAUCUUGGUGUCUUGUCUUUUUUUUUUUUUUUGGAAGGAUUUACGAUACUUUGAGUCAUACAGUCUCAUGUGACAAACUGGUUUACUAAGAAUUGGUUUUGGAAUGGCAUCCCCUGCAGCGUGAGUAAGAUACAAAUUCUUUAGGUGGAAGAAAUGCAAUCAUUAGCAGAAGAGUUUGCACAUACUAAAAGAUCUGAAGUGUUUUCACGUACACUGUUUCUCCUCUUAGCCCAGCGUCAAAUCCAUUGCUGCAAGAAAACUUGAGGAAAACAACUUUUUUUUUCCCCCCCAAAGCAAAGAGCAAGAAAAGGAAGUUAAAAAGGCAACAGAAAUGCAGAAGAUGUCUAUGUCCACCUCAAAAUGAAUUGCAGCAUGAUUUAAUGAAGAAAAAAAAAAAAAGAAAAAAAAAAGAAAUCACCUUUUCAGGAAACCUUCAAGAGGGCUCCGAGUUCUUCUGCAUAAGCAAAGAAAAUCCUGAAAUACUUUUGUGAAAGCUGAAGGAUUAGAAAAGGUGAUCCUGUGCAGUUCUUUCAUGUGGAAAAAAAAAUAAUCUGUGUCACGUAUUUUAUACCGGUUUGAAUUGAAAAUAUAAAACUGCUUACAAGACAGGCCACCCUACAUCUUUUAGAAACCUAAGAAUUUCCAAACAAGAAUUAUUUUUUUUUCCCUAAACAGAAAGAAAAGUCAAAUACGGACACAACAAGAACAAUACAACAGGAUUCAGUAGUAUUUUAAGAUAGUGUUAGUAAUUAAUGAACUCAUCCAUGCUAACACGCCUAGUGUUUGGGGGGUUUUUUUAAUAAGAAAUGAAAUCAAGCGUCUCUCAAUGGCAAUCAAUUACAAACCGUUAGCGUCACCCAAUCAGUAGCUUUUUCCCAUUAAACCUAUUCGAAACGUUCUCGUGUGCAGGGACUCUGACACAAACCCGAACUGUUUUUACGUGCGGUUACGGACUCAAACAGAGACCAGUAUUCUGUAAUCAUUUAAAAUGACGGAGGAAAAUUCACUGGUGAAACAUUACAAGAGCUAAAAGUGAAAGUUCUCACGGCGUGUUCUGUACAUGUCCAGGCUAUUUUCUUAAGAAGUUGCAAAUUUUUAAUUUUUUACAUUUUUUUAAAACUGGAAAAAGCUAACAUACAUAUAGUCUCGCUUAAAAUUACAUAUCGUGUUAUAUGGUACCAUACGAUGUAAUUUGUAAUAAAAUGUUUUUGCAAGUGUGUAAAAUGUAUCAUAUUGUAUUACAUUUAGGAUCACUCAGGCUCAGGUUAGAUAGACACUGAGAGAAAAAUCCUAAUUCUUUAGAGCUUUUAGUUAAACGUGACUGACAAAGCUACUUUCACCCUAAUGUAGAAGAUCUUAUAAAAUGCAGGUAUGAGAUUCUAACAGAGACAACGCAUCUUUAUUUUCAAUGUGGGGCACACCACAGCUUUGCUGAGUUCGCUGACAAUACCAUGCACUUUCAUACACUGAUUCGCUAUACGCACUUCUCCCAUACCAUGCUUAAAAAAAAUACUUUUUAGUCAAUAAAUACUGCAGUGAUUUUUCUAUUACUUGCUCUUUUUGGAGUCCAUAUGAUUUCCAUUAAGCAACAGUUACAUUCUUUGUUUUAGAGCUAUUAAGAAACACUAUUCAUGUGAGUAUCACUUGUUUUCCUAAAGAAAAAAGUCACUGUAAAAAUAGUUUUAAAAAAAUCAGGAUAAACUGAAGAAAAUCAUGAUUAAAACUGAAAAAUCCUA
Molecule: messenger RNA, 4942 nt
Organism: Chroicocephalus ridibundus (black-headed gull)
Lineage: Eukaryota; Metazoa; Chordata; Aves; Charadriiformes; Laridae
Gene: INSYN2A
Product: inhibitory synaptic factor 2A
Exons: 4
Coding region: 476-1912 (478 amino acids)
Biological process (GO): inhibitory postsynaptic potential
Cellular component (GO): postsynaptic density
Source: RefSeq, a predicted model, not a curated record